AUGAUGAUGAAUCGUGUGAUUUUCAAUGCAACAAUGAAAUACAACUUGAUUCAUUCGAGCACAAGACGAUUGUGCGAUCAUGACAUGAAUCAAGGAUACACCAGAAUUCUGUUGAACACAAUCCAUAACAAUAACAACAACAACAACUACCAAAUACAACCCUAUCAUCAUGCACAACACGACAAUAGUCAUCGAUCAAUAUUACCAACACAAGAUCUUGUAUCACAUCAUGCUUGGUCACCAAAUCCUCAUGAAUCAAAGAGUGGUUCCUGUGUGUUUGUUGAGAAUCAUGCACAACAACAACAAAUCUAUGAUUCACAUUCAUUGAUGGAAUUUAAAUUGAAUGGAUUCCGAGAUUGGGACAUUUCCAAUACAUGUCGAGUCUUACAACAACCAUUUCACAAAGGUGGAUGUCAUUUACAACCCAAUGAAUUAGAUGCAUUACGAGAGAUUGAAUUGAAUGGAAGAACAUUAGAAUCACUUGUUGUGUACAUAUAUAAUGAAAAUUCAGUGCCCAUGGCAUUGAAUCAAUGGAUGAUGAAUACAACAACUUGUUCAAUUCUGCAGAAUCAUUCUAACAUUCAUUUGGAAAUGCAGAAUCAUUCUAACAUUCAUUUGGAAAUGCAGAAUCAUUCUAACAUUCAUUUCGUAACGAGAGAUGUCAUGAAAACCAUUUCUUAUUGGAUUCUUGAAAAUUUACCAAUAUUUAUGAAACAUGUUUCUUUUCCAAUACGAAUGAAAUGUAAAAUUAGAAAAUGCAUGACAAGUGUCAAAGAGGGAAUUGUAUUUACAUUCUUUGCAUGUUGUGUGUUUUUUGCCUUUUAUCUUGCUUUUUUUGGAGUAAUAUUCAUGCUUCUACUUGUAGAUAUGGUUUUUGAAUCUACUACUAAUACCAAUCUUGAUGAAGAAGAAACAUCUUUUAUGAAUAGAAAAAAGUAA
Messenger RNA from Naegleria lovaniensis, 939 nucleotides. RefSeq lists its product as uncharacterized. The coding region runs from base 1 to 939 and encodes 312 amino acids. The transcript has a single exon. The record is from RefSeq and is a predicted model, not a curated record. NCBI's taxonomy places the organism in Eukaryota, Heterolobosea, Eutetramitea, Acrasida, Naegleriidae.